This is a messenger RNA of Carassius gibelio (silver crucian carp), 1722 nucleotides long. RefSeq names its product occludin-like. The transcript is spliced from 9 exons. Gene Ontology annotation, biological process: bicellular tight junction assembly. Bases 200 to 1570 code for a protein of 456 amino acids. Gene Ontology annotation, cellular component: bicellular tight junction; apical plasma membrane; cytoplasmic vesicle. The record is from RefSeq and is a predicted model, not a curated record. NCBI's taxonomy places the organism in Eukaryota, Metazoa, Chordata, Actinopteri, Cypriniformes, Cyprinidae.
GUGAGAGGCAGCUGAUCUAUGAAAGCUUUCUCAGUAUUUGGUGAGCGUUUCCUGAAGCCUGAGCUUCUUGGGAGGCCUGUGAAAUACUUCUAUAAGAACAGAGGAAGGGUUACAAAAUAUUUACCAGCUUUGACAGCUUUUGUAAGGAAGAGGAUUUCAUUCAGACAUCCCUGUGAAGUUUUUCCGGGAAGCUAGCAUCAUGCAGAAAAAAUCAAGUCGUCCUCAUGCACAUGGUGGCAGACAUCAUCACCGAUCCACCCAUCGCACAGCUUCUUACCACCCUGAUGAAAUGCUUCACUUUUACCGCUGGACAUCACCCCCGGGUGUCAUGAAGAUUUUGUGCAUCAUCAUCAUCAUUUUGUGUGUUGCUAUGUUUGCCUGCAUAGCCUCCACACUGGCAUGGGACUAUGAUGCCAGCGCCAUGGGCCUUGGGAGUCUCGGGAUGGGCUAUGGAGGCAGUUAUGGCAGUGGAGCGUAUGGCGGUAGUGGGAUUAGUGGAAGUGGGGGUGGGGGUGUUGGAGGCUACGGCUAUGGAGGCGGCACAUACAUGGAUCCGAAAUCAGGCAAGGGCUUCAUCAUCGCGCUCGCUGCAAUCACCUUUAUUGCUGUGCUCAUCAUCUUCAUCCUGGCAGUGUCGAGACAGAACGCUGCACAGUCUCCCUCAUUCUACCUGGCCUCCAUCAUUAUUAGUGCCAUCCUGGCUGUACUGAUGUUCAUCGCCACCAUUGUGUACCUGGUCGCUGUUAACCCCACUGCUCAAUCAUCUGGAUCCAUGAUGUAUACUCAAAUGUUGCAAAUGUGUGCACAAUAUCAGAACCAAGAUCAGCCCUCUGGGAUCUUCAUCAAUCAAUAUUUAUACCACUACUGUGUAAUGGAGCCUGAAGAGGUCAUUGCUGUAGUUCUUGGGGUUCUGGUUGUUAUCGGACUGAUCAUCCUACUUGUAUUCGCUGUGAAGACCCGAGGGCAGAUCAGGAGAUACGGCAGAGAGCGUGUUCUGUGGUAUGAUGUGAAGACCAUCAACAGCGGUCUUACAUCUAGAGGCAUCGGAGAAUGGGUAAAUAAUGUGUCUGGAUACCCAGAGGCUUUUGUCAAAGACCACAAUGACCGAUUCAGUGUUGCACAGCCAAUGGUACACAGCCAGAAGCCAAUUUACCUUCCAAGGGGCUCUGACUUGACAAGCUCUUUAAGUGGAAUGAAGGGCAAACUGAGAGACUAUGAGCCUGAGUCUGGAGAUGAGCUGGACACUGGCUAUGAAAGUGAGUAUCCUCCCAUCAUUAAUGAGCAGGAGAGGCUUGAGUACAAGAGAGAGUUUGACCGAGACCACAUUGAGUACAAGCGUCUUCAGGCUGAGCUAGAUGAUGUUAAUCAGGGCUUGGCAGAAGCAGAUCGAGAGAUGCACCGCUCACAGGAAGGCAGCCCACAGUUCAUGGAUGCCAUGAAUGUAUACAACAGGCUCAAAAGUUUGAAGAAGUCUGCAGACUAUCGGAUGAAAAGGAAAAGAUGUAAACAGCUGAAGACAAAACUGUCCUUGAUCAAAAGAAGAGUCAGCGACUAUGACCACAGACAAUAAAAACCUGGCAAUGGAAACUCAGGAGGGUAUUUUGUGUCACAUGUCGGGUUUUUCUCAGGACAUUACUGUAUCUGUAUUUCUGUAUUAAAAAUCUGCAUCACUGUAUUAUUGCCAAGAACUGUAUGGCAGCUGUAUGACAGAGUUUUGCUUUU